Messenger RNA from Punica granatum (pomegranate), 1759 nucleotides. NCBI's taxonomy places the organism in Eukaryota, Viridiplantae, Streptophyta, Magnoliopsida, Myrtales, Lythraceae. The record is from RefSeq and is a predicted model, not a curated record.
UUCUAACUACAGUGACUUUUCCCCUCGUUAACAAACUCUUUUUAGUACCAUAUAUUAUUGUAUUGAAUACAAGAGAUUCCGAUAUUACUGCAACCGUCUUGUCCCGAAUAUAACCCGGGGAGAGACUAUUAUUGUUGAGCUGAAGAGCCAUAAAAUCAUUGAACAAGAAGGGGACAGCAGAGAGAGGAGAUGGAAGAGUUUGACUAUGAAGAAGUUGUCAAAGGAACAGACAGCUUCUCCCCAAGCAAUCUCAUAGGAAGAGGCAGCCAUGGGAGUGUCUACAAAGCUUCUCUCAGGAGCAACAAUGGCAGGCUGACCUCAGUUGCGGUCAAGAAGCUCUCUCACGCCCACGAGGAAACCUCCAAGAAGCUCUCCAAUGAAAUCUCUCUACUAUCUUCACUCUCUCCCCAUCCCCACGUCGUCAAGCUUCUCGGGUCGACCAGCCAACGCCACGGUCAUUGUCAUCUUCCUCUCCUGGUGAUGGAGUUCAUGCCCAACGGCUCGCUCCACGAGUUGCUCCACAAAUCCCCCGACUCGCCUCCUAGCUGGCCCACCCGGUUCCGGGUUGCCCUCCAGGUUGCCAGGGCACUUGAGUCCCUUCACAGUUCGGAACCACCAAUCAUCCAUCGGGACGUGAAGUCUACGAACAUCUUAUUUGAUUCCGAGUGGGACUCGAAACUCAUCGACUUUGGGCUCGCAGUCUCAGGGGAUGGCUCACCCAGCCCCGCCGGCACAAUCGGGUACCUCGACCCGGCAUACACUUGCCCUAGUAAACUCAGCACGAAGAAUGAUAUAUUCAGCUUCGGGGUACUGACACUAGAGAUCCUGAGCGGGAGGAAAGCCAUCGACGUCUCCAAGGAACCGUCUUCAAUUAUUGAUUGGGCGACAUCUCUUGUCAAAAAGCAACAAACAAGGAGCAUCUGCGACUCGAGAGUUUCACUUCCCGUGAACUUGGAGGGCAACUUCCGGCAACUGCUACACAUCGCGAUGCGCUGCCUGUCCCCCAAUGAGUCGUCCCGGCCCUGUGCACGGGAGCUUGUCGUGGAACUGGAGAGAUUAAGGCCAGUAAAAGAGACCCGAAUUCCAUCUUGGAUGAGCCCUCUGCGAAGCAUAAUCUUUUCGAGGCAGAGGCGGAAGUUCGCAGAGGAAUGCCGACGUCCUUGCACCACUGAUGUCGUCGGUGUUGAUUUUGCGAGGGGCAAACUGUCAUUGAGGGAGGUCCUGGCUGAUAUUACACUAGAGGAGAACAAAGGCAUUACGAGAUUCAAGUGAGUUCAAUAAUGUUUUCCAGCAAAAAAAUCAUGAUGUGUCAUCAGCCUAUUGGUCGAAGCUAAUCCUCGACCGAACGUCGGCUUGCCCGGGCCACAAUGAGGGUGUUGAGUCUUUUACCCGGGCUGAGUUGGUCAAAUGGACAAUUGCUGCAGCGGAAGUUCAGAUGCUGUGUUCAAAUCCAAAAGCUUUCAAAAGCAUGACAAUCCAAACACGAGAUUCCCAAUGGAGUAGGUGAGGAAAAGAGGAAUGUAUGGAGAAGAGCUUUAAUGUAAUUAUUUGGUGACUCAUCAUUCCUUAUCCCUUUUUUCAUUUUUCUUUUUUUUUGACAUUUGCAUUUUCACCCCUCGAGUUUAUCUUAUUCGUAUCAUGCCCCUCAGUCGUCGAUAUUCAAGGUGUGCUUGCGUGCUGUAGCCGGAGCUUUUCCGGCCAUGGCUUUUGGUACCUAAGAAACAAAGAAGCUGGUCGUCCAAUUGCCUUUGAGGCUCUU